Molecule: messenger RNA, 917 nt
Organism: Arachis ipaensis
Lineage: Eukaryota; Viridiplantae; Streptophyta; Magnoliopsida; Fabales; Fabaceae
Product: 1,4-dihydroxy-2-naphthoyl-CoA synthase, peroxisomal-like
Biological process (GO): menaquinone biosynthetic process
Cellular component (GO): cytosol
Molecular function (GO): 1,4-dihydroxy-2-naphthoyl-CoA synthase activity
Source: RefSeq, a predicted model, not a curated record
UCUACUCUGUCCCUUUAAUUUCAAUAAAAGUUAGGGGGGAAAAGAAAAAAGCACCAAUGCUUUAUGCUUCCCUUCAUUCGUGCAUAACUAAGUAACUAACCUUAACUUUUAUCUCACAAAAAAGCUUCAAUGGCAGAGAAGAAGAACCUGCUUGUACUUGACACAAUGACCAGGAGACUCGCCUCCAUAGUCAACCACCUUGGUGCCUCUUCUCAAUCUGAUCACCCUUCUCUUUCCCAGAAUGAUAGCUACGAACGUGUUCACGGGGAUGUUCCCUCCCACGACUUCGUUUGGAGGGUCAUUGCUUCCGAUGCCGACUCCGACAAGGAGUUCACUGACAUCAUCUACGAGAAGGCUGUUAGGGAAGGCAUAGCCAAGAUUAGUAUUAAUAAGCCUGAGAGAAUGAAUGCCUUUCGACCCAAUAUAGUUAAGGAACUUAUUCGUGCUUUCAAUGAUUCCAGGCAUGAUAGUUCUAUUGGGGUUGUCAUUCUUACUGGCAAGGGGACCAAGGCAUUUUGUAGUGGUGGUGACCAAGCUUUGAGGACAGCAGAUGGUUAUUCUGAUAAUGAAGAUAUUGGUAGCCUUAAUGUGUUGGACUUGCAGAAUCAUCCUGCUGUUGUUGUGCCUAGGCUUCCUGCUGGUUUGAAUUUGCCUAGCCCAGUCAGGAGAUGUCAAGUUUAACUUUCAAUGUGGAGCUUGAUGCUGCUAAUGCAACUUAGUUAUUUAUUAAUAUUUUAGAUUAUCCUAUCUUUAAGUGCUAAGUGUAAUUUGUGACAUUCAUGUAACAUUGGGAUGGUCAUCUUAUUUUUUUGGGUAUCUUUUUAUUAAGACAAUGAGAUAUUGGCCAAUGAUGUUGAAAAAUAACAUCCAAUUUUAUAGGUAUCAUGUAAUGAAUAUUAUGUUUAUUUAUGUGAUUU